AUGACCAUCAAACACCUUGCGUUGGAAGAGAGCAAACGCGUUCCUCUUUUACGGAGUGACCACGAGAAACUAGAAGAUCGCAGCUCCGCCACACUCCAGCCCUCCAACACCAAAGAUGACUGUUCCGUGCUCUUCAUCGGAACCGCCACUACAAUCAUUGAUUGGAAGGGCUUCCGCAUCCUGACUGAUCCGAAUUUCCUACACGCCGGCGACCACGUCCAUCUCGGCCCCGGCGUCACCGCGACGCGCCGCACCGAGCCGGCGACUCAGCUCGACAAGCUGCCCGCUUUCGACUGCAUCCUCCUCUCGCACUACCACGAGGACCAUUUCGACCGGCAUGUCGAAAAGUCGCUGAACCGCGCGUUUCCGAUUGUGACGACGCCGCACGCGCAGCAGCAUCUCGCCGCAAAGGAGCAGCAGGAUGAACCAUUUGAGCAGGUUACCGGCCUGGACGCCUUUGAGAGCGCCAUGCUACGCAUAGACGAGCAGCGGGGUGUCAAAGUCACCGGUAUGCCGGGAAAGCACGUGCCGCCGGGCAUUAUAUCCGCCGCAAACGACUUUUUGCAGGCCGUGCCGCCGACGAAUGGCUGGCUGCUGGAGCUUGGGCACUUAGGCGGCGCCGGGGAUAGCGACGAGCUGCAAGUCGGUUACAGAAUCUACAUUUCGGGGGACACGCUGCUGGUGGAUGACCUCGAAAGGAUUCCGGCGUGGCUCGAGGAUAAGCAGCUUGAUCUGAUGCUCGUGCACCUCGGCGGGACCACGAUUCCGGGCCCAGCGCUGCCGUUGCUCAUGGUCACCAUGGAUGGGGAACAGGGACGGCGCUUGAUGCAGCUGAUGGACCCCAAGACUACUAUACCGAUUCACUAUGACGACUACGACGUCUUUCUUUCUCCUCUUGCCGAGUUUAAAAGGGAAGUGGACGAAGCGGGUUUGCAGGACCGCGUAGUGUACCUGGGCCGUGGGGAGAGAUAUAGCUUCUCCUUGAGACAGUAG
This is a messenger RNA of Beauveria bassiana ARSEF 2860, 993 nucleotides long. RefSeq names its product Lactamase B. Lineage: Eukaryota; Fungi; Ascomycota; Sordariomycetes; Hypocreales; Cordycipitaceae. The transcript has a single exon. Bases 1 to 993 code for a protein of 330 amino acids. The record is from RefSeq and is a predicted model, not a curated record.